Erinaceus europaeus (western European hedgehog) is the source of this 3057-nucleotide messenger RNA. It is a transcript of the gene SMAD1, whose product is annotated as SMAD family member 1. Bases 362 to 1756 code for a protein of 464 amino acids. Gene Ontology annotation, cellular component: heteromeric SMAD protein complex. Lineage: Eukaryota; Metazoa; Chordata; Mammalia; Eulipotyphla; Erinaceidae. The transcript is spliced from 7 exons. Gene Ontology annotation, molecular function: DNA-binding transcription factor activity, RNA polymerase II-specific; I-SMAD binding; RNA polymerase II cis-regulatory region sequence-specific DNA binding. Gene Ontology annotation, biological process: cell differentiation; anatomical structure morphogenesis; BMP signaling pathway. The record is from RefSeq and is a predicted model, not a curated record.
UUCUGCACCCUCCAUGAUGGCGCCUCCCGGGGCGAACCUGCCACCUCCUUCCUCCUGCCCGGGCGCGAUCCGGGGUCCCCGGGAGUCUUUGUUGGGAAGCUUUCGACUCCCCCCUUGCACCCCAGGUGUGGAUCUGGCUCCCCUUCCUCAGCACGGGGAAUGGCAGGCCUGACUCCCAGGGAGCCCAGAUGACACCACCGCCGAGCAGCCCGCUCCAGUAGCCAGAGACGCCCCACCCCGGCAGCCCACGUGCACUUGAGACCCUCCCUGGUCCUGUCCCCUCCCCACGUGCACUUGAGACCCUCCCUGGUCCUGUCCCCUCCUCCGGGAGCCUGGAACCUGUGCCGUCGUCGCCGCCGCCAUGAACGUGACCAGCUUGUUUUCCUUCACCAGCCCCGCCGUGAAGCGGCUCCUGGGGUGGAAGCAGGGCGACGAGGAGGAAAAGUGGGCCGAGAAGGCGGUGGACGCCCUGGUGAAGAAGCUGAAGAAGAAGAAGGGUGCCAUGGAGGAGCUGGAGAAGGCCCUGAGCUGCCCGGGGCAGCCCAGCAACUGCGUGACCAUCCCGCGCUCGCUGGACGGCCGGCUGCAGGUGUCUCACCGCAAGGGGCUGCCCCAUGUCAUCUACUGCCGCGUGUGGCGCUGGCCCGACCUGCAGAGCCACCAUGAGCUCAAGCCACUGGAGUGCUGUGAGUUCCCCUUCGGCUCCAAGCAGAAGGAGGUGUGCAUCAACCCGUACCACUACAAGCGGGUGGAGAGCCCCGUUCUCCCUCCCGUGCUGGUGCCCAGACACAGUGAAUACAACCCUCAGCACAGCCUCCUGGCCCAGUUCCGCAACUUAGGACAGAACGAGCCUCACAUGCCACUCAACGCUACUUUCCCGGAUUCUUUCCAGCAGCCACCCAGCCACCCGUUCCCGCAUUCCCCCAACAGCAGCUACCCCAACUCCCCGGGGAGCAGCAGCACCUACCCACACUCGCCCACCAGCUCCGACCCGGGGAGUCCUUUUCAGAUGCCAGCCGACACGCCCCCACCAGCUUACCUGCCUCCUGAAGACCCCAUGACCCAGGAUGGCUCGCAGCCAAUGGACACCAACAUGAUGGCGCCCUCCCUGCCCUCAGAAAUCAACCGAGGAGACGUCCAGGCAGUGGCCUACGAGGAACCAAAACACUGGUGCUCGAUUGUCUACUACGAGCUCAACAACCGCGUGGGAGAAGCCUUCCACGCCUCCGCCACCAGCUUGUUGGUGGAUGGUUUCACCGACCCGUCCAACAACAAGAACCGUUUCUGCCUCGGGCUGCUAUCCAACGUUAACCGGAACUCCACCAUUGAAAAUACCAGGCGGCACAUCGGAAAAGGCGUCCACCUUUAUUAUGUCGGAGGGGAGGUCUACGCAGAGUGCCUGAGUGACAGCAGCAUCUUCGUGCAGAGUCGAAACUGCAACUACCACCACGGCUUCCACCCCACCACCGUGUGCAAGAUCCCCAGCGGGUGCAGCCUGAAAAUUUUUAACAACCAAGAAUUCGCUCAGUUGUUGGCCCAGUCAGUGAACCACGGCUUCGAGACCGUCUACGAGCUCACCAAGAUGUGUACCAUCCGCAUGAGCUUUGUGAAGGGCUGGGGAGCAGAAUACCACCGCCAGGAUGUCACUAGCACCCCCUGCUGGAUCGAGAUCCACCUGCACGGCCCCCUCCAGUGGCUGGAUAAAGUCCUCACACAGAUGGGCUCGCCCCAUAAUCCUAUCUCGUCUGUGUCUUAAACUGGCCUUAGGCUUCUGCCUCCUGAAAACUAUUGAGCCUGGCAUGUACUUGAAGGAUGGAUGAGUCGUAUACGAUCAAGAACUGACAAAGGAGCCUCGAUAAUACUUGACCUCUGUGACCAACUGUUGGAUUCAGAAACUUAAGAACCUUGGUGAUAUACCUUUGAUAUCAAGAACCUGUCUCGUUUACAUUCUAACGUGCUAUUGUGAGAUCACCAGGAAUGCAUACCUUGAGCAGGACUUUGUGGACCGGGAAGGAGGGAGAGAGAUGGCCAAGCCAGGGACAAAACACCUAUGGAAAAACCAGUUCCUAUGACAUUCGCUUGUGUUUGGCACUUUAAGGUCAUCGUUGGGCAGAAGCUGAGCAUUAAUCGUCUUUCCGAAGUGUGUGUGUGUGUUGUUGUUGUUUUGUUGUUGUUUGUUUGUUUUUUAAAUCAGGUUGAGAACCCUUGUUGAGUCUCCUUUUCAAGGGCUUUCCUAUUUUAAAAUGAUUUUGUUUAGUGAUGAUUAUUUUUGUUUCUUUGUUUUUGAAGUAAAAGGGUAAUCUUGAUGCUAUCCAUAGUAAUCUCUCUAAAAUUGUAUGCUGACCAUACUGCUGUCAGAAUAAUGCUAGGCACAUGCUCUUUGCGAAAUAUAUCUGUACAUACAGAUUAUUUGGAAGCUAAGAAUUGAUUAGGCUAGUGGGCUUAGGAGUAUCUGGGGGUGGGGGGGUUGGGACUGACAACUGCAAAUGUAGAGAAUAUUGUACAAAUUCAGUUUGUCACUUUAAAGAAGCAAACUUGUGUCUGGAUUUUGCUGUGUUUUCCUUAUUUUUGAGAGAUUUUUUUGAUCCUACGUUUUCUUGCCUUUUUUCUCUUGUUCGUUCUUUUUGACACUGUCCAUCUUAUCUGCUCCAGAAAGCAGCUAUGUAGCUGUGUGAUGCAGAGAACUGUGAGAACACAUGAAUAACUCCUGCUGUGCCGAGGUUGGCUGCCUCCGUGUGAUUCAACACACACCGCAAGGAGUGCUUGAACUUAAGUCGUCGUUUUUAUGGAGUUUCCAGUACAGGAAUGGGCUUUACUUUUUCAGCCGAAUACUUUUGCCAAACCUAGUAGCUCUGUUCAAUAUUUGGAGGAUUUAAAGAACAUCUCUGUUUAAAUCUACUUUAGGAUGUUUUAAAUUGUUUUGUACUGUGUUUGGUUUUAUUUUUCUUCUGCUAAUCUUUUAUAUUCACUUACGGUCUUGUACAAUGAGUACUUUUAUUCCAAAACUAGUGGGUUUUCUCUACUGGAAAUUUUAAAUAAACCUGUCAUUAUUGCUUA